Molecule: messenger RNA, 1312 nt
Organism: Cucumis melo (muskmelon)
Lineage: Eukaryota; Viridiplantae; Streptophyta; Magnoliopsida; Cucurbitales; Cucurbitaceae
Product: peroxidase 2-like
Exons: 4
Coding region: 80-1117 (345 amino acids)
Biological process (GO): response to oxidative stress; hydrogen peroxide catabolic process
Molecular function (GO): heme binding; peroxidase activity
Source: RefSeq, a predicted model, not a curated record
UGCAUUGGCAUAAGCAUGUUUUAGUCUCUAUAAAAGCAGCCUCCACUCCUCAACAUUUUGCUCACUUCCAUAUUCAAAAAUGGCCUCCGCCUCCCCCAACGCUGCCGUUGCCUCCUUUUUCUUUCUAGCUCUUCUCUUCCGCGCCUCUUUCGCUCAACUCUCCGAGACCUAUUACGAUCAAACCUGCCCUCGCCUCCCCAACAUUGUCCGUGCCUCCGUCAAGAAAGCCAUCCAAUCCGACAUACGUGCCGGUGCUAAACUCAUUCGCCUCCAUUUCCAUGAUUGCUUCGUCAAUGGAUGCGAUGGCUCUGUUUUGCUUGAGGAUGCUCCCGGCAUAGUCAGUGAGCUUAACUCACCUGGAAAUCAAGGAAUCCAAGGACUUGAAAUUGUCGACGCCAUUAAAGCGGAUGUUGAAAAAGAAUGCCCCGGCAUCGUCUCCUGUGCCGACAUCCUAGCUCAAGCUUCCAAGGACUCUGUCGAUGUGCAAGGAGGGCCGAGCUGGAGAGUUUUAUACGGAAGAAGAGAUAGCAGAAUCGCCAACAAAACAGGGGCGGAUAGUGGGUUAGCCAGUCCCUUCGAAACUCUAGAUGAACUCAAAGCCAAAUUUGCGGCUGUUGGGCUCGAUACCACUGAUCUCGUCGCUUUAUCUGGGGCGCAUACAUUUGGACGAUCGAGAUGCGUAUUCUUCAGCCACCGAUUUGCGAACUUCAACGGAACUGGAAGCCCAGACCCAUCACUGGACGCAAACUACAGGCGAUUUCUUGAAGGGGUUUGUGCAGCAGGAGCAAACACAAGAGCCAAUUUCGACCCGGUAACACCGGAUGUGUUCGACAAAAAUUACUACACAAAUCUUCAAGUGGGGAAGGGGCUUUUGCAGAGCGAUCAAGAGCUGUUCUCUACUCCUGGGGCUGACACCAUCGCCAUUGUCAACAGCUUCGCGGCCAGAGAAGGAACAUUCUUCAAGGAGUUCCGGAAGUCAAUGAUCAAUAUGGGAAAUAUUAAACCUUUGACUGGAUGGCGUGGGGAAAUUAGAAGAAACUGUAGAAGGGUUAAUUCCAACUCCGGAUUGUUCGGUGGAGAAGGAGAAGGAGAAGGAGAAGGCCAUGGUGUCAUGUAACAUCAAUCUCUGCUGCUGCCUGCUUGAUCUUCAUCUUCUUCCUUCAUACUAUAAUUAAGCUUAAUUUAGAAUUAUGCGUGUUAAUUAGUGUUUAUUUUUACCAAAUACUUAUUUUAUUGUGCUUUAAUUGUCCUCAUGUCAUCAUAAAAAAUAAAAAGAACAAACAAGAAUAGAAAAAUUAAUUUCAAAUUACAA